Molecule: messenger RNA, 1131 nt
Organism: Gymnogyps californianus (California condor)
Lineage: Eukaryota; Metazoa; Chordata; Aves; Accipitriformes; Cathartidae
Gene: SNX3
Product: sorting nexin 3
Exons: 4
Coding region: 50-538 (162 amino acids)
Biological process (GO): endocytic recycling; late endosome to Golgi transport
Cellular component (GO): retromer complex; early endosome membrane
Molecular function (GO): phosphatidylinositol-3-phosphate binding
Source: RefSeq, a predicted model, not a curated record
GCUCGCUCGCGUCCUGCCGCGCUCAGGGGGGGAAGGUGCCCGCUCCGCCAUGGCCGAGACGAUCGCGGACACCCGGCGGCUGAUCAGCAAACCGCAAAACCUGAACGACGCCUACGGGCCGCCCAGCAACUUCCUGGAGAUCGACGUGGGCAACCCGCAGACGGUGGGGGUGGGCCGCGGCCGCUUCACCACCUACGAGAUCCGCGUCAAGACAAAUCUACCUAUCUUCAAAUUGAAAGAAUCUACAGUCAGAAGAAGAUACAGUGACUUUGAAUGGCUAAGGAAUGAACUAGAAAGAGAAAGCAAGGUUGUGGUACCACCUCUACCAGGAAAAGCUCUUCUCCGUCAGCUCCCCUUCCGAGGAGAUGAUGGCAUAUUUGAUGAUUCCUUUAUAGAGGAAAGGAAGCAGGCUCUUGAACAAUUCAUAAACAAGGUUGCAGGCCACCCACUGGCACAGAACGAGCGCUGUCUUCACAUGUUCUUACAAGAUGAAGUAAUAGACAAAAACUACACACCAUCCAAAAUAAGACAUACUUGAGUUCUGAAACCAUCUUCUCAAAAGUAGUGGUUCUUAUGCUUGGUUUUAAGAGGUUGUAGUUUGUCUUAGCAUGCUGAGGAUAAACAGGCACAAAGUCUCCACUAACAUCAGUACACUGCUUGGUCUUUGCAUAUGCUUUAUAGCAUUAAAGAACUCACUUGUCUUCUAGCUAAAUCCCUCCAAAUCCUUGAUUUAAGAGUAUUAUACUAUGAGACCAUCCACCCCUUGCAAUGUCUCACAAACCUUUCCACUCUUAUUUGCAAUGACUUAACAAUGUUUACUGACUUGGCCUUACUUGAACUUGCACAGUUGUAGUGUCACGUGUUCACUUGUAUUUGACUAAACUGCUAUGCUAUUUCUGAGGUAGUCAUCUGUCUGAACUUCUGUAGAAAGACUGCUUUAUUUCUGAUACCCUGUGUGAGAAACACUUAUGCAAUGUCUUCAAGCUUGUAAAACACUUUAUACUGAAGUAAUGAGGGAAUUAUCUUUAUAUUCUGUAAGAAGAAAAAAAAUCAAAUUUAUAUACUAAAGUAACUUGUCUAAAGUUUUGAAAUAAAAGUGAAAAUGCACUUCAAAUGUUUUGUCACUCUUGA